Letharia columbiana is the source of this 1026-nucleotide messenger RNA. RefSeq lists its product as uncharacterized. The record is from RefSeq and is a predicted model, not a curated record. The transcript has 3 exons. NCBI's taxonomy places the organism in Eukaryota, Fungi, Ascomycota, Lecanoromycetes, Lecanorales, Parmeliaceae. Bases 1 to 1026 code for a protein of 341 amino acids.
AUGUCCGGACAGAAGAUACGAUUCUUGACCUCUGCUGAGAAGAUGUCAUCUCUUGGCAAACACUCAAGGAUCGAUGAACGCAUGGAGGGCGACCCAAACGCCUUUGUCUCUGUUCUCAUCGAUGGAGACUGCUUUCAGUUUCUGGACAAAUACGUCUGCAGUGACCAAGAUGGAGGCAGAGAAGCUGCCGUAGCACUGACCCAUGCUAUCGGUGAAUGGCUGCUCGAAUGGAAGUUUGAAGUGAUGCCUUUGACAGUCCGCAUUUCGGGCAAUCACGAAUGGCUCGGCGACGCCUAUUUUGAUGCGAAUGUGAUACCAACCCGCGCGAAUUUCGGAUGGUUUCUUCAAGGUUUCAACAGCGUUGAGUCAUUGGUUGAGUUCGUUCCCACUGAAGAGAGAGUAAGCAUGCCCGCUUAUCGAGGGCGCAGCCUAACGGACACCCUCAAAGUCAACCUCUUGGAUCCACACUGCAAACUGAUUCUUUUUGGAGGUGUGAUCGAUGAGAGAGCCACCAAGAUCGUGCAAGACUACAAUACAGCAACAGAAAAAUUGAUGGUCUUCAAGAACUCACGAGGCGCACAAAGCUUGACACGGUUACUGCCCAAGUUACAGCAAUGCUCGUUUCAAGGCAUAUUCCGUGACAUCGAGCAUCGACCCCAAGUAAAGAGGCCGAAGCCAGUCAUCUAUCGAAACGCCCUUGGUCAGAGAGUCGACCCUCCCAUCAGACCCAUGGAAUCGGUCAUCUCAUGGCUUCGACAUAAAAAAUACUGCAACUAUCAUUAUCUCCGCGGGGAAUGCCCAGAUAGUCGUUGCACCGCCCGCCACGAUGGACGACUUGAUAGUGAACAACUGAAUGGACUUCGGUACUUGGCAAGAGGCCUUCCGUGCCGACAGUCGAAUACCUGCCGGGAUCCAAUCUGCUAUGCUGGCCAUCAUUGCCCUGUGCCGACUUGCCAUCAGACGAAUUGCAAAUUUUACGGCGACAUGCAUAUCACAGACUUAAGAGUAGUGUCCGAGGAUGGAUGA